Molecule: messenger RNA, 2133 nt
Organism: Trichoderma harzianum CBS 226.95
Lineage: Eukaryota; Fungi; Ascomycota; Sordariomycetes; Hypocreales; Hypocreaceae
Exons: 5
Coding region: 1-2133 (710 amino acids)
Biological process (GO): aromatic amino acid catabolic process; positive regulation of transcription by RNA polymerase II
Cellular component (GO): nucleus
Molecular function (GO): DNA-binding transcription factor activity, RNA polymerase II-specific
Source: RefSeq, a predicted model, not a curated record
AUGGAAGUGUCGGAUGGAUCACGCAAACGCCGGCGUAUAAUCCCUAGCAGAACAGUCUUCAAUACGGUGGACAUUGAAUCGCCGGCGCAUGAGAGAGAAGAUCAACACUCUGCAACCAGUCGCUCUACCCAAGAAAGUGGCCUUCCUCCUAUUGGCACUGCGCGUGAACAGAAUUUGAGGCUUGAAACACACAUUCAUCCGAACAACAGCAGUUCAAGAGUGCCAGUUCCGACAGAGAGGAUAAGAAGCGGAAAUGCCAGUUCUACGCAACAUGCCACCACAUCGGAGCCCUGGCUGUCACUCCGUCAUCCACUCUCACCUUCAUCCCCGGAUACCGUACGCCAUUGGAGCUCGUGGCAUUUUGUAAAGACUGGUCUGAUCACUGCACAAGAAGCAGUCACGUACAUUGAUCUAUUUUUCCGCAAUAUGAAUACGCUAUCGCCAAUCCUCCACUCCUUCUACAGCGAUCACACCAAGCACGGUGACCUCAUCUCUCGAGAACCUGUGCUUUGCUGUGCUAUAAUUGCGUUAUCAGCUCGGUAUCAUAUAUUGGAUGUGGACGGGGCUGUUACACGGUGUUUUUACAUCCACGAUCGCCUGUGGGAACACUGCCAAAUAUUGUUUCAACGCUUGGUCUGGAAGCAACGGCGAGCGGUCAAUGACCAGAUGGCUCACCUUGGUACAAUCGAGACCUUUUUGUUAGCUGCGGAAUGGCACCCCCGCUGUGUCCAUCUUCCCAUUGAGACUGACUACUGGCAGCCAGAGAUGGCUCUCUCUGAUGAAGAGCAGACAACUUCUCUUAGCAAAGUGCCGAACAAGUGGCUUCGGGAAGUGGAGGAAGCCGCUCACAGAUCAGAUCGCAUGUCUUGGAUGCUCCUUGGAAAUGCGUUAUCUCUGAGUCACGAACUCGAUAUCUUCUCAGAUGAAGAUGACGUCCCAGCAGAUAUGCUUGACUCAGCGUCUGAACUGUCAUUCGCAAAUUUCCUUCGUCUCCGGCGCCACCGAGUGGGCAAACUCCUCUUUGUAUAUAUAAGCCAACUUGCGUCACGAAUUGGCUGCUCUUUGCCGCGAACGCCGUUUCACGACAGUGUGCUGUCCUCAUUAAAACCCCCCGAAUCCAAGUUGGACAAUGAGUGGCACGAGUACAUGACUUCCUGGAUAGAACUCAGCCGACUAAUAAGGACAUCAUCCGACUUUCUCUUUCCCUCGAAGAAAGUGACUCAGGAGCUCGUACGAAGCGGUCGGUAUGCAGCCUUUCUAGGGCAUUUUCGCCCACUACUUUCUCAAUGGUUUGACAAGUUCAAGAGGCGUAUAGGUAAGACAGAUUCUUUUCGAACUAUUGCUUAUAUCCUCAUCCUAGUCGACUAUCAUUUUGUGCGCGUCUACAUCAACUCCGUGGCGUUGCAAGCCGUUGCGGGACGACUGUCUAAAGACGACGGGCGAGUAAGAAAUCCACAUCUUAUGGAUAACCAGGAUUCCGACUUUGUUCGUGAAGUCAUCGAUGCAAGUAGUAGAGUCCUAGAGAUGGUGAUUGAGCUAUCUCGAGAUGGCAACUUAAAAUAUCUGCCUGUCCGCAUAUUCAUUAGGGUCGCUUCUGCCUCGAUGUAUUUGAUCAAUGCCCUAGCGCUGGGUGUACGUGGUAACGAGUUGGACCGGUUGUUGGGUUUGUUAGAUCGUACAGUUGAAGCGCUCUGCCUGAACGCCGUCGACGAUGUGCAUCUCGGCUUUCGAUAUGCUGUAUUAUUGAAAGAAAACACAAAGGGCCUCAGAGAACGGUUUAUCCGUGUUGAUCCCCCGCCUAUGCAGGCGCCAUUCUCCUUUGACGAUGCAAAUGCAUUCCUCGGCAACCCCACAGGUAUCAUCGACACCGAGGAUGCGCAACAAAAUGUUCAAACAGAUAUAGCAGGCCACGAAGCUAAUAUAGGGCCGACUUUCUUGAUGUCUACUCCAGAAUCUGGACAGGAAAUGCUGAGCGUAAGCUCUAUGCCGGACCAAUUCCCGAUGGCAGGCGACUUUUCCCGGGACGAGUGGUUUGCCUUACCAUUCUCCGAGGCCGAGCUUGGGAAGCCCUUUAUGUCAUACUUUUUUGGCAUUGAGCCUGGAGACGAAAGAUUCUUUUGGGACAUUGCCUAG